Messenger RNA from Ruditapes philippinarum (Manila clam), 1047 nucleotides. RefSeq names its product kin of IRRE-like protein 2. The coding region runs from base 1 to 1047 and encodes 348 amino acids. Gene Ontology annotation, molecular function: cell adhesion molecule binding. Gene Ontology annotation, cellular component: cell-cell junction. Lineage: Eukaryota; Metazoa; Mollusca; Bivalvia; Venerida; Veneridae. The transcript is spliced from 6 exons. The record is from RefSeq and is a predicted model, not a curated record. Gene Ontology annotation, biological process: cell-cell adhesion.
AUGACAGUAGAUGUUGUUGAAAAUUCAAGUGUCGUUUUGACAUGCUCAUUAACUGGUAACGUAUCGGCAUGGAACUUACAUGCGAAUCAAGCAUCUCUCUCAGGCUCUUGUGAUGAUGGUGUGGUGUACCCGAAGACCCCCAUCAACCUUGCGAAAGUUCCAGUUGAAAACGCUGAAAUCACUUCACCAAGCGGCAAUAUUGUAACAUUAGUAGAAAAUUAUUAUAAUGUGUUUAUAUGUGUUACAUCAUACAGUAGACCAACUCCGUUUGUGAAAUGGUUUAUGCGACUUGAAGGAAAAAACAUCGAAAUUAAUCAAAUCAGUUCUUUCGUUGUCACAUCUGGCGAUAAAGGUUUUCAAUCUGCAAGAAGUCAACUAAAUAUCAGUGUCAAUAGAGAGAAACUGGGGACUGAAAUUUUCUGCAAUGGCUUCAAUGGCUUAGGAACAGAGGCUAUGUCUCGCACAGUAACCCUUAACGUACUAUAUCCGCCAAGCAUUAAUGCAAUACCCGAUAAGCGAGUAAUAGAAGGAUCAGACGUAGAGUUGACAUGUCCAAUCACUUAUGGUAACCCAGCUGCGACAAGUUUUAUAUGGACAAGGGAAUUAGACGACAAGCGUUGGUAUAAAGAGUCAUUUACGAUUCAUAACGUUUCCCGAAAUGACAGUAUGAACUAUACGUGCGUGGCUAAUAACACAAUGGUGAUGAAAGGAAAUAUAAGACAAAUCGGUUCAGCAAGCAGGAACACACAACUUAUGGUCUUGUAUUCUCCAGACAUUGGAAAAAUAGAUAACAUUUCCUCUGAAGAGGGAAAAAGUGUGGAGUUGUCAUGUCCAGUUAUAAAUGGGAAUCCUAACAAAACAAGCGUCCUUUGGACAAGAACAAAAGACGAACUGCUAUGGUUUGGUGCAGUCGUUACUCUGAAAAAUAUUUCAAGGACUGAUAGUACAACAUACACAUGUAGAGUUAACAACACUAUGAUAAGUACGGGUGGUUUCAUAGCAGAGGGGAUCAUAAGUAAAACUAUUGAACUUAAUGUGUUAUAUUGA